AGAGUUCAUCAUCAGCUUCUCCAGACCAAGAAGCACCAAGGUCCUUCACUCACACGCAGACCUCGAUCCUCAGAAGGAAGGUGGUACCAGUGCUGUUUCUUCCAUGGAUAUGGUAGUGAGUGCUAGCGCAGUUGAAGAAGAGAAAGGGAGAACAAGCGUACAAACUGCGGAGACUUUGCUCCGCCUCUUCCCCAUGGUCCUCUGUGUCACUGCACUAGUGAUAAUGCUCAAGGAUUCCCAAACUAGUGAUUUUGGCUCCAUCUCUUCCCUUGAUCUUGGAGCCUUCAAGUAUUUGGUGUAUGCGAAUGGAAUCUGCGCCGGUUAUUCUCUUCUUUCAGCUUUCUACACCGCAGUUCCUCGAUCCUCCACCAUGUCUCGGGCUUGGACUGUCUUCUUCUUCGACCAGAUACUGACAUAUAUGAUCCUUGCGGCUGGGACAGUAUCAGCAGAGAUGCUGUACUUGGCCUACAAGGGAGAUGAAGCAAUAACUUGGAGUGAAGCAUGUGGGUCUUUCAGUGGGUUCUGCAGAAAAGCCACAACUUCAGUGAUCAUCACCUUUGCUGCAGUUGCUUGUUAUGCAGGUCUUUCUUUCAUCUCCUCAUAUCGUCUCUUUAGCAGGUAUGAUCCUCCUGUUAGCCAUCUUUCUGACAAAGGGGUUGAGAGUGCAGUAUCUCAAGGCUGAUAGUUGGAGAAGUGCAGUGUUUCAAGUCCUGAUUGUUAAGAGUUCAACUCUACUUUUACAUGUUAUUACCAGCAUUUGAACCAUGAAAUCUUCUUAAAGUUUUAUUUGUAAUAAUAUUUUUCUUAUUUUCUAUUA
Messenger RNA from Macadamia integrifolia, 817 nucleotides. RefSeq names its product CASP-like protein 2A1. NCBI's taxonomy places the organism in Eukaryota, Viridiplantae, Streptophyta, Magnoliopsida, Proteales, Proteaceae. Bases 104 to 682 code for a protein of 192 amino acids. The record is from RefSeq and is a predicted model, not a curated record. The transcript has 3 exons.